AUGCCUGCCCAUGUCAAGCCCGUCGCUGGGCCCCAUGUAGACGCACGCCGGCCUCCAACGAGAGGGCAGGUGCGCCCACAAGCCGUGGCUGCACCUCCGCUCCGCACACGAGACGUCGGCCGCUCCACCAAUGUUCGCUGGCACCAGGCCACGGUGCAACGCGCCGACAAGGAGCGCAUGCUGUGCCAACGGGGAUGUGUGCUUUGGUUCACAGGGCUCAGCGCAAGUGGCAAGAGCACGGUGGCCGCCACUCUCGAGUCCAUCCUGCACCAAAAUGGUCACUACACGAUGCUACUGGAUGGCGAUAACGUGCGUCAUGGACUCAACUCCAACCUUGGAUUCAGUGCCGAGGAUCGGGCUGAGAACAUUCGGCGAGUUGGAGAGGUGGCCAAGCUUGCUGCCGAGUCUGGCAUCCUGACCAUCACCUCCUUCAUCUCCCCCUACCGAGCUGAUCGAGAUGCUGUGAGAGCACGCAUGGCUCCUGGUGAUUUCCUGGAGAUCUAUCUCCGGGUCCCGCUGGCGUUGUGUGAGCAGCGAGAUCCCAAGGGCCUCUAUAAGAAGGCGCGAGCGGGGAAGAUCUCCAACUUCACGGGGAUCAAUGACCCUUACGAGGAACCCACCGGGGCAGAAAUCGUCCUAGAUCCCUACGAUGAAGAGCAUCGCAUGUACUCUCCCGAGGAGCUGGCACUCCGCAUUUUUGACCACCUGACCAUCCAGCAGUACCUCCUUCCCGUGCCGUCGACGGCGAGCUUCUGA
Molecule: messenger RNA, 756 nt
Organism: Auxenochlorella protothecoides
Lineage: Eukaryota; Viridiplantae; Chlorophyta; Trebouxiophyceae; Chlorellales; Chlorellaceae
Product: Adenylyl-sulfate kinase 1, chloroplastic
Exons: 6
Coding region: 1-756 (251 amino acids)
Biological process (GO): sulfate assimilation
Molecular function (GO): ATP binding; adenylylsulfate kinase activity
Source: RefSeq, a predicted model, not a curated record